This is a messenger RNA of Triticum dicoccoides, 588 nucleotides long. RefSeq lists its product as uncharacterized. The transcript has 2 exons. The coding region runs from base 1 to 588 and encodes 195 amino acids. The record is from RefSeq and is a predicted model, not a curated record. Lineage: Eukaryota; Viridiplantae; Streptophyta; Magnoliopsida; Poales; Poaceae.
AUGCCCGGCUUUCACAUCUACCUGCAAGCCUCCUGCCUCUCCGGGGAGUGCUCGCCUGAGGUGAGCGUGGUGGCACCUUCCACUCCCACGCCCAUCGACCUCAACGCCACACCGGUGGCCGGUGGCUCGUCAUUCGGAGGCGUGAGGAAACGCGCGCGACACAUGCCAGCCGACGUGUUGCCGGGCGCAUGCAGCCUAUUCGACGGAAUGCCGGCCUCUGGCGAUGACGACUACAUGCAGAACAUCAUCUUCGAGGGUGGUACGCCGGCCGAUGGCGGUGCCACCGGGGCUGGCUACAAUACCGACGAGACACAAAGCCAAGACGGCCGAGGGGUGUUCACGCCAUCCACCUUUGAUCAAGAUCAGGCGACCUUCAUGCAUGAUCAAACCGGCCUGGACCUGGACGGCUUCCCACUUGACCACGAGUUCUCGGAGGACUACGGGCAAGAGGACGAGUGCGACAUCGAAGGGGAGCCUUUGUUCGAGGACGAGCUCACCAACCAAGACGCCGGGGUGAAGCCGAAGCAGAAGAGCAAGUGGACCAAGGCAUACACGGCGGUCGAGGACAAGCUUAUUUGCCCCAAGUAG